AGAGAACAAGUGAAAUACUUUGACUAACGUCAGAGCGGAAAUGGGUACAACAAUGGACUGUAGGAUAUUAGCUAUAGGCGAUAAAACGGAACACUCAGAACAUGAAAAGCCUGAAAUAUUAUUAAAUAUUAGGAAUUUUAAUGCCGACUUCAUAAAUUAUCUAAAUGUACUCUUUAAGGAAACUCGAAUGCCCAAAGACGUUGUCAAUGGUGAAUAUGCCAUUGAAUGGUUUGGAAUGGAAACUAUUAAGCGGAUAGAUCAACCCACUCGAUAUCAGUUUUACUGUUUUCCCUCACAGAAAACACAGCCUAAGCAUGUUAAUCCAUUUUACUUCUACCAAACAAUUAAUGCAAAUGCCUUGAUGCGUGAUGUAAGAAUAUUUUUAAAGGAGGAACAUUGGCUAUCAAAGUAUGUAGUGAUUGGACUGCUUAAGGGCAAAUUAGAUGGUUGGGGCUAUAAUCCCGAGGAAAAUUAUAUUCGAAAUGCGAUUCAUAUGGCAUUCAACGCCGAAAGGCUGAGAGAAAAGCAGGACAUAUUUCCCUAUCUGCUCUAUUUACAUAGGCAACAUGUGAAAAAUAAUUUAAAAGGUUAA
This is a messenger RNA of Drosophila hydei, 592 nucleotides long. RefSeq lists its product as uncharacterized. The coding region runs from base 41 to 592 and encodes 183 amino acids. Lineage: Eukaryota; Metazoa; Arthropoda; Insecta; Diptera; Drosophilidae. The transcript has 2 exons. The record is from RefSeq and is a predicted model, not a curated record.